Cyanidioschyzon merolae strain 10D is the source of this 1536-nucleotide messenger RNA. Its product is annotated as tryptophane--tRNA ligase, chloroplast or mitochondrial. Gene Ontology annotation, biological process: tryptophanyl-tRNA aminoacylation. Bases 1 to 1536 code for a protein of 511 amino acids. Gene Ontology annotation, molecular function: tryptophan-tRNA ligase activity; ATP binding. Lineage: Eukaryota; Rhodophyta; Bangiophyceae; Cyanidiales; Cyanidiaceae. The record is from RefSeq and is a predicted model, not a curated record. The transcript has a single exon. Gene Ontology annotation, cellular component: mitochondrion.
AUGACUUUUACGCUAACCACGAGAAGAAUAGGAAGCGUUUCGUCGUUGAGCGCGUUCACUUGGUGUCCAGCCUGGGUGCCGUUGCGCUGCUGGUGCAGCGGCCGUCGCCUCCACAGCGCACCCCGAACAAGUCGGUUACGCUCACUACCACCAACCAGGGUACCUUUCAGCUUCACCGAUCAACUACGAAACAGGAAAACGGACUGGUUGUCUUUACCAGCUUGGCACGGUAACACAACACGCGGUGGUGCAGGGCACGCGGGCGCUCGCGGUACGCUCUCGGGUGCUUUGCGCAGUCGCUGGUCGUCGUGGCGCAUGAGUCGCGACCUGCACCUGACAAAACACAAUGACAGUGCGUCGGGCAACGAACGGAAACGGCGGGUAUUGUCUGGUGUGCAGCCAACCGGGCGCCUGCACCUGGGAAACUAUCUGGGCGCUAUCCAGCAGUGGGCCCGAUACCAGUACGACUUUGACUGCUGGUUCUGUGUCGUCGAUAUGCACGCGAUUACUGUGCCUCAUGACCCGCGUCAUUUAGCGGACGAAACGCUGAGUACGGCAGCAAUGUACUUGGCGUGUGGUAUCGAUCCCUCGCACUGUCACAUCUUCGUGCAGUCGCAGGUGCCAGCACAUGCGGAACUCGCAUGGAUGCUGAACUGCAUUACCCCGAUGGGUUGGCUUGAAAAGAUGACUCAGUAUAAGGAUAAGAAGCAGCGACUGGGCGAUGACGCACCGGUGUACCUGGGGCUCUUCGCGUAUCCGGUACUGAUGGCGGCGGAUAUUUUAUUGUACCGGGCGGAAUGUGUCCCUGUUGGCGAGGAUCAGCGGCAGCAUCUGGAGCUCGCCCGAGACAUUGCCCGCAGCUUCAAUUACACAUUCUGCCGAAAACGCAAACCGCACAAGUUGCCUAGCGUCUUUCGUGAACCCGAAGCACUCAUCCUACCCGAAGGAGCUGGUGUUUCGCGAGUCAUGUCGCUGACGGACGGCACCAGUAAGAUGAGCAAGAGCGCAGCUUCGGAUGUGUCUCGCAUCAAUUUGCUGGAUGAUGCGGAUACGAUUCGUAACAAAAUUAGGCGUUGUAAGACCGAUGCAGAGCGUGAACUGCGUUUCGACGAUCCCGCCAGACCCGAGUGCAAUAAUCUUCUCCAUAUAUACCGCGCGAUCACCGGGAAUCGACCCAAGGCGGAUAUCGAACGAGAACUUGCCGAAUUGAAUCCCUCUGGUUGGGCUGGCUUCAAAGAGCGCCUCGCAGAGGCACUGGUAUCCUUUCUGAGCCCGAUCCAGCAGCGUUACCACGAAGUACGACAGGACGCUUUGUAUCUGGAGCAGAUCUUGGCGCAAGGCCAGCAAGCGGCCAAUGCAGUCGCCAGCGAAACGCUGCGAGCGGCCAAGGAGGCCAUGGGCUUCGCCUUGCCCUCGGACCAGCACCGCGUAUUCGGGCUUGGUAUAGAGAUCCAGGAACGAGCAACAUCAUCUACGACGAGUGUGGCAAAGCCGUCGGUAUCGUCUGCGAUGGCAAGGGAAGAUCCUGCGGACUGA